Messenger RNA from Rotaria sordida, 2427 nucleotides. The record is from the annotation of a GenBank genome assembly. Lineage: Eukaryota; Metazoa; Rotifera; Eurotatoria; Philodinida; Philodinidae.
AUGUAUCAGCCUAGUGAUUACGACUGGUGGAAAUCUGAUUAUGAAACAUUCGACAGUUGCCAAUUGAGACAAUAUUUCGUAACUCCUUAUUCAAAUCUAGGCUCUUGGUUUACACUUGACCAAGCGCAUGAUUAUUUUCAAUUGUUUAUAAAAGCGACCAGACGAGUAAAUAUAAUUGAAACGAAACUUGAAGAAAAUGAAACAGCUUGGGAAACUGUUUCUGUUAAUGAUGUCGAUAAUGAAAAUCCUACACAUAAUGACGACGAUAUUGAUGAUCAAUUAAAAACUGCAGAAGAAAUCAAAAAGAUUCAGGAGCUUGAUAAUCCAAAUCAUCGACUUGUUCGUCUUUGCUCAAAAUUAAAUAUUGUCGAUCAAUUACUCAAUCCUAUUAUAAGAUGUUUAUGUUCAGAAUAUUAUCUUGGUGCAUUUAAAUCACUUGAAUCUAAUCAAAUUCAAUUGACUCCAAAACAGCUCUUUUAUAUUCAUCAAUGUCCACAAUUUCUCAUUCAGCAUGAUUUCUUACAACAAGAAAACAUAAUCCGCACAUUGUAAAAAGAUACUGCGAAACAUGUGUUUAUCAGAGGACCAUUUUUGGAAAAAUUGAUUCAAGAUAUUGAACAUCUUUCAAAGCAUAGUUAUAAACCGAAUGAACAACGAUAUAGAGAUGCUGCGCAACAAAUUCGUGUUUGUACAAAUGAAGAAACAAAUGAAGUAGAAGUAUUAUUAGAUCCAAUAAUUGCAUGUUUAUCGUCAAAAUAUUAUCGUGAUGUCUAUGAAAAAAUCAUUGUUAGUUAUGCAAAAAUUUCUAAGAGUAAUCUUGCAGCAAAACAUUUAUUUUUCAUGCGCGAUUGUCCAGAAUUUCUACUUCGACAUGAUUACAAACGACAAGACGAAGUAGCUGCUUUACUUUGCAUGAAAAUGUUAAAUAAUGCUGAAUUCAUUCUCGAACAAAAUUUACCCAGUCUAAACGACAGCGAAGAAGAUGAAGAAAUAAAGAAAAAUGCUGAUAACGAAGCAUUACUUUAUCAUAUUAAACUGUUAAAUCAUUUUGCACAAAUACGAUCUACACGAAAAAACUUUUUGGAAACUAGAAUACUAGAUAAGAUUUUACAAAUUUUACAGAAUGAAACAUUAAUUCAUAGUACUAGUCGAAUCGGUGAUAUCAAAACUGUACUUGAAAAUGAUUUAGUUCAAAAAACUAUUGUAGAAGAAAAAGAAGGAAUUUUAUUUCUUACAAAAUUUGCUUGUAUCAUAUGUCCAGACGAUCCAAUAUCGGAAAAUAUUAAAAAAAUUCGACUAUCAUCUUUGACAAUUAUUUGGCAACUCUUAUCGAUAGUACCUACAUUAAGUAAGAAACUGAAAUCAAAUGAUUUAUUUAUUGAUCAUCUUCUAACAUUCAUGAACAAAAUUUCUCAGAAAGAAAAAAUGAUUCCUAGUGGCAUUAUAUGGAAAUUAGGCCAUGAAGAAACUCUUCGUCAAGAACAAGCUGAAAAAAAGAAACAACUUGAACAAGAUGAUCGUACGACAAUCGGCGAUCAAUAUGAUUCAACUGAUGCUUGGGAUGAUUCAGUUCCAUUCGAUCUCAUGAUGAGUUAUAGUGAUGAUUCCACGGAAAAAGAAGAGAUAAAAAAAUUGUUUCUUCGUGAAUCAUCGAAUCGAUUUAAUGAUGAUGGAACAGGUCACAUUGAUUGGAUGAAAUGUGAUGAUGCAGCAGCAGAACUAGCGAAAAUGUAUCGAUUUCGUCAUGCAAGUAUCGGUUGGAAAAAGAAAGAUAUUGAUCGUCGAAUGAAAUUUAUCAAAGAAGAAAUGUCUCAUACUGACAUUGAACGAGUAGGUCAAUUUCUCAAUAAUGCAGAAUCAGACCAAAAUCCUUAUUAUCUUUUGAAAGCAUAUACAGUUGAAUCGGAUUUUUAUAAAAAACUCAAUAGAGAUCUAGCUACGAAACACUUCAAUCAAGGCACCAACUCUGGUAUCAUUUAUUUCAUCGAUUUCUUCUUCAAUCAUCCCGAAUUAGAAAAAUUAUCAUUCAAGGGUAAAGUUUAUCGUGGUAUGCCUAUAACACAAGAUGAUCUUAAACAGUACGGUAUCGGAGGAAAAGUAAUGAAUAAAGCAUUUAUGUCGACAACCAAAGAUUUAGACGUAGCCAAAAACUUUGCCAAAAAUAAUCUUACCUAUCGUCAAACGGAACAUGGUACUCAAGUGAAAAUGGCUGCCCUAUGCAUCUAUGAAAUUAUUAAUGAUCGAACAGGUCUUGAUAUUGAACCAAUAUCCGAAUACGCCCUUGAGAGAGAAGUACUGGUGGGACCAUACACAGCGUUUGUAAUUACUGCGAUACGGAAAAUACGUCCAGAUUAUGUGGAAAUCGAUCUUCGUGAAUGCGAAAAAGCAAAUGACGACGACGGCGAAGAAGACGAUAACGAUGACUAG